GGUAAAGAAAUAGGGUCCAUAAGAAUCACUUCUUCCAAUUGAUUCUCUCAUACCCGCAACCACCACCACCACCUUUAUACCUCUUUUCCUUACAAAGAUGUUGCGUGUUCAACGCCCUCUUCAUCUUUCUUCGAUCAAAUCAUUGCGAUCGCAAGUGAAUGGCAAGAGCAUCGUUCGUCAUGCCAGUUCAGGUCCUGCUCCUAAAGCAAGUGGCACUUCUCGUAAUGUAUUCAUCUUUGGUACAGCUGCUGCCGUUCUUGUAGCAGGUGGUUAUACACUGACAAGAUCACAAUUGCAAGCAGAAAAUGUGGAAACAGUCUUGGGUGAUGUUCGUCCACAUCCAUUAUGGUCACCACCUACUCGAGCACAAAUGAUUGCAGCUCUUAAAGAAUCAAGCGGAAAAAGUUUACGUCCUCAAGCCAGUAGAAUUUAUGAAGACAACACAAGUUUGGAAAAGUUACAAGUUGAUGCAAAGUCCAGUACACCUUCUCCUUCUGCAAGAGCAAAUGCAGAAGGCGAAAUCGUAAUGCGUGAUGGGGAUGAAGAAGGUGAAGGCUUUGAUCUCUUGAUCGUUGGUGGUGGUGCAACCGGAACGGGUGUGGCUGUUGACGCCGCCACUCGUGGAUUAUCGGUUGCAAUGGUGGAGAGAGAUGACUUUGGUGCCGGAACUUCUUCAAAAUCAACAAAAUUGAUCCAUGGUGGUGUUCGUUAUUUGCAAAAAGCCGUUUUCGAGCUCGAUUAUGAUCAAUACAAAAUGGUCAGAGAAGCACUUCAUGAACGUAAAACAUUCUUGCACAUCGCACCUUACCUAAGUGAACAUUUGCCCAUCAUGUUGCCCGUCUACCGUUAUUGGCAAAUUCCUUACUACUUUGCCGGUACAAAGAUGUAUGACAUGUUGGCAGGAUCCGAAAAUAUGGAAUCUUCUUACUUCUUAGGGCGUGGUAAAGCAAUCGAAGCCUUCCCAAUGCUCAAAGCAAGUGGUUUGACCGGUGCAGUGGUAUACUACGAUGGUCAGCAUAACGACACCAGAAUGAACAUCGCUUUGGCUUUGACUGCUGUGCACCAUGGUGCAGUUGUUGCGAAUCACACGUCCGUCGUCUCUCUACACAAGAAGGCUGUUCCUGGCAAGGUUGAUCAGAUUUGUGGUGCACGUCUAAAGGAUGAACUUACAGGAGAAGAAUGGGACGUUCGUUGCAAGGGUGUGAUCAAUGCAACAGGUCCAUUCAGCGAUGCUAUCCGAAAGAUGGACGUUCCUACCGCACAAGAAAUCGUUGCUCCUUCCUCUGGUGUUCACAUCACUUUACCCGGCUAUUACUCUCCAAGAGAUAUGGGCUUAAUCGAUCCUCAAACUUCUGAUGGUCGUGUGAUCUUCUUCUUGCCUUGGCAAGGAAACACAAUCGCUGGUACAACCGAUACAGCUGCCCCAGUUGAAGCUCACCCCAAGCCCAAGGAAGAAGAAAUUCAAUGGAUCUUGGAUGAAGUUCGCAAUUAUUUGAGUCCUGAUAUCAAGGUUCGUCGCGGAGAUGUGUUGAGUGCUUGGAGUGGAUUGCGUCCUCUGGUGAAGGACCCCGCAGCGAAGGAUACGCAAAGCUUGGUCCGUAAUCAUAUGAUCAACGUGAGCGAAUCCGGUUUGCUAACGAUCGCAGGUGGAAAGUGGACAACAUAUCGUGAAAUGGCAGAACAAACGGUCGACAAAGCAAUUGAAUCAUUUGAUUUGAAACCUAUGCGUGGAUGUGUGACCAAACAAACACGUUUGUUGGGAAGUCAUGGAUGGAGUAAAACAAUGUACGUCAAGCUUUUGCAACGUUUCGGUUUGGAUACAGAUGUGGCUAAGCAUCUUUCGCACACGUAUGGUGAUCGUGCUUGGAGUGUUUGUUCGAUCGCUGAAUCUACUGGCGCUCGUUGGCCAGUACACGGUAAACGUAUCGAUCCCCUUUAUCCAUACAUCGAAGCAGAAAUCCGUUAUGCUUGCCGUGCCGAAUACGCUGCCAGCGUCCCAGACUUCAUCGCUCGCCGUACUCGUUUGAGUUUCUUGAACGUGGAAGCAACGGUUGAAGCAUUACCAAGAGUGAUUGAACUCAUGUCAGAAGAGUUGGGUUGGGAUAAGGCACGCAGAGAUUCAGAAUUCACGAAUGCAAUUGACUUCUUAGGAAGUAUGGGUUUGCAACCUGCAAGAUUACAACAAUUAAGUCAAACAACACUUGAUGAAACCAUUGAAACACUUAAAGAGAAAGGAACAGUGACUGCUGGAAUACCAUACAUGGGCAAAGCAGCCGUCUCAGGACAAGAUAUCAAUGCAACGAUUGUCUCACGAGCUCAAUUCACAAGUGAUGAGAUGAUUCAACUACGUAAGAGAUUUGAUCAAAUGGACACAAACGCAGACGGAAAAGUUGACACGAAAGAUUUACAAGAAGUCUUGCAAAGAUUAGGAUAUCACAAUGUUGACGAAAGAACGGUUAACGGAAUCAUUUCGGAAGUGGAUGUGAAUAAAUCAAACGCAUUGCAUUUCGAAGAUUUCCUAGACGUUUGUGCAACAUUGAAAGAUGUCAGAUUGGAAAAUGCUUUCACAGAUAUCGUUCGUGAAGUUGAAGAAGCAACUGGCUCAAAGACUAUCCUUGGCGAUUCUAUUGGACCUGCAGCUCGCGAACAAUCUGCCCGUCGUGAUGAACGUCGUAAAGUUCCUGCCGAACGUUCAGGCGGUGGCUGGUAAUCUCUCAGCAGAAACAAUUUCUCCAUACAUACCCUAAUCAUAGACUUACUCCAUUCUCUCCUUCCGCCCUACUGUACAAAAGUAUUCCUCUUUGCAAUCUCUCCAUCGUGCUUAUUUUGCUGGAUCUAUAUAUUACG
Meira miltonrushii is the source of this 2847-nucleotide messenger RNA. Its product is annotated as DAO-domain-containing protein. The transcript has a single exon. The record is from RefSeq and is a predicted model, not a curated record. Gene Ontology annotation, cellular component: glycerol-3-phosphate dehydrogenase (FAD) complex; mitochondrion. The coding region runs from base 98 to 2710 and encodes 870 amino acids. Lineage: Eukaryota; Fungi; Basidiomycota; Exobasidiomycetes; Exobasidiales; Brachybasidiaceae. Gene Ontology annotation, biological process: glycerol-3-phosphate metabolic process. Gene Ontology annotation, molecular function: glycerol-3-phosphate dehydrogenase (quinone) activity; calcium ion binding.